Molecule: messenger RNA, 1260 nt
Organism: Diospyros lotus (date-plum)
Lineage: Eukaryota; Viridiplantae; Streptophyta; Magnoliopsida; Ericales; Ebenaceae
Product: protein SOB FIVE-LIKE 2
Exons: 3
Coding region: 452-850 (132 amino acids)
Biological process (GO): cytokinin biosynthetic process
Source: RefSeq, a predicted model, not a curated record
AUAUAAAAUUUAACAUCUUUAAAUAAAAUUUCCCUCUUGUUUUUGUCUUGUUGUUUAUUUGACAAGACAGAGAAUUAAUGUUGUGAAUGUAAAUGAGCAUGGUGAAGAUGUCUUUUCUCAACCAACUCAAGAACCAGAGUAAAGAUGACUGCAUCUUCACCUCUGCAGCCCAAUCACCAACUUGUAGCUGUCUUCUGGUGAUGUGAAGUCAGAGAAUUAAUAGCCAUCUACAUAUCCAAUCCAGGUGGUGAGAUUUAAUCCACCUAUCGACCCAGAAUAAAAUAAAUUUUUGGGUUUUGUGUAGCUUUCGAGAGCCCAAAAUGUGUGUGAAUCUUUUCCUUGCGGGGAGAUUUGCUUGAUCCCAAUUCCUGGUUCCUAUUUAAGCCCUCUGCUACUUUCUUAGUUUUCUAUUCUCUUGCUUGAUAUUUUCUCACCUUCCUCUACCUUGUCAAUGGAGUCCUCCCACAUCUCUGGGGAUGCAGAAGAAUGCCACAGCAGUGAAUCUGGCUGGACAAUGUAUAUUGGCUCCCCAAUACACAGUGAUGAUGAUGAUGAUGGUUCUGAUGAUCAUAGAGAACAUCAUGACGACGACGACGACGACGACGACGAUGAUGGUGGUGAUGAUCUUAGUGUUAAAUCACAAGAUGACAGUGAUGAUUCCAUGGCCUCUGAUGCUUCUUCUGGGAUGGCUCAGGCUCACUACAGGCAUCGAGUGGAUAAGAGUGGCAAGAAAGCUAAGAAACCAGUGGAAGAGAAGGAAGAGCCAGAGUCUACUGCAAGAGGAGGAAAUGUUGCCGUUCAGAACAGUGGAAAGGUAAGGAAGAACAGUUGGUUUGGGAAAAGAAAGUAAGUCUUGUUCCUUCCUCUUUUGGCGGUUCAAUGUGCUGAAAAUGUUCCCAGAUGAGAGGGAGAGAGAUAUCACUAUAUCAGCCAUGUUUCUGUUUGAUUCUGUUUCCAGUUUUCCAGUGCAAGAGUUUUGGAUAAAGAAACAUAGCAUUCUGUGCCUUGCUUAGAUAUGUAUUUUGCAUGUAAAAAUAUGGGCAAUAUCAGAACUUUUAUGAAUAUAUUUAGGCCAAAGAGAAUGAGCCAAAGUGAAUGGUAAUAUGAACAAUUAAUGGCACUUAGUCCGAAACUAAGAUCUAAACACAGUCUCCAACAACUCAAGCUGACCGUUUCCUGUCAUUUGGAGUCGAUCUGUAUACCAUCUAGAACAGGUACUUAAGCCCAAAACUAAAGCCGAACUCCAUUGUGGUAAAAUUU